Messenger RNA from Gadus macrocephalus (Pacific cod), 2371 nucleotides. RefSeq lists its product as uncharacterized. NCBI's taxonomy places the organism in Eukaryota, Metazoa, Chordata, Actinopteri, Gadiformes, Gadidae. Bases 179 to 1021 code for a protein of 280 amino acids. The transcript has 7 exons. The record is from RefSeq and is a predicted model, not a curated record.
GGGUGCCAGGGACGUUAUUUGAGCUGACAACAUAGCGGUAGAGCGUCAGUUUCGAGUCCGUCGUUGUCCAAAGUGUACUGAAGUUACACGCGGAGGAGUACCGUCUUGUUGGAGGAAUUAAUUUAUUAGUAUCUGCUCAUUAUCUGUUCCGCUGUCUGACGAAGAACUCUCUAGAGGCAUGGCCGCCCAGCAUAAGGGCGCAAGCCAUGAUCUGCCCUCCCCAAACGGGGUGUCUGUCGCGGAGCACGUCGACAUGGAGAACACCAGGGAGCUGAGCCUGAUGAGGGCCUUCGCCCAGCGGAGACACCCCGAGAGCACCAGGCCGGUCGCCCUGGGCAACGGGACGUCGGCUAACGGGCCAGCUGCGGUUCCUCAUUCCUCGGGGGAGGAAGCAGAACCCAAGAAAAAGAAGAAGAAAAAGGAUUUACUGAAACGACUCCAUGAGUUCAUCUCAUGUGUACCCAGGGGUGCUGAAGCAGACGACGGAGGACCAGCUGGGCCGGGCUUCAGGAACGGUGGCGUGUCCCCGGCAUGUGCGGAUGAGGGGGAGACGCAACAAAGCAAGAGUGUCGAUGUGCUAACGACCAAGCUAAUUGAGAUAGCCAACAGCUCCUUCAUUCCUCCGGAAAUAGAGUCUGAUGCAGAAGAGGGGGAAAUAGAGAAGUUGGCGGGCCUGUUGCUCAGGCAAUGCGGCGACACGGUGGAACAGGAUUAUGACUGCGCCAAGAUGUUCACGGAGAUGCUGAGCAGCUACAGCAUGUUCGGCAACUUGAUGUCCAAGAUCUUCCUCAAGAUCGGCCUCCCGACCAACGACCCUGGGGACCGGGGACCCAAGGGUUCAGACCAGAUCCAGACCAACAUUGCUGUCACCUGCGAGGUGGCCACUAGGCUGUCUGCUAUGGACACCCAUCCAAUGAACCGCGCUCUCGGGUUCGGGGCUCGGUACCUGAAAGAGCACUAUCCUCUGGAGGAAGCGUUGAAUGCAGACGAGGACCAAGAUAUUGACACGGACGUCGAGUGAGAGACGGGUCUCUUUGUUGGUUUGAGGGUGACAACUUUUAUACCACUACCAAGUGGCAGUGCCAAGAUCACAAGGAACACAUCACAGUAUGCAAGACUUUUUAAGUUAAUUUCUCAGGGAAAGAGAAUGAGAAAUGUGCCAAUGGGAUUGUCCUAAUUUUGCACAAAAAAAUGGCAACCUCUUGUGUUUAGUUUAGUCUUUCUAGUGCCAUGAUCCAAAAAAAGAAGCUGCUUGUUGUCCUUUACACUGAGGUAAUCUAAUAUGGUUAUCUAACCAAAUUAUCUUAUGUUGAGAUAAUAAUAUUAUUUGGUUGUGAAGUGGCCAAAAUCCUGUGACAACUGUGCCAAAAAGAUGAACUUUACAUUAGUUAUCGUUAUUUAACCAUGUAUUUUUGAAUCUUUAUGUGAAGAGAGUGUGCUGGAAUGAACAGCUUCUCUAUUCUGAACGAUAACUUACCAGUGGUCACUCCAAAGCAAUAGCUGUGGGAAGGAGUGUUAUCAAUGUACAUUCUUUGGCUAUUGAAACCGAUUUACCCAUAGCAAUGACUCUUGGUCACUUUUGUAUCAACACUUUUACUAUAUAUGGGAAUAAAUCUGAUUUCCAUCUCCCGGUUAUUCUUUGUUGAUUAUUUGGCUGUGUAACAUUGAAAUAGCUGUUAAACUCUGAAACGAUUGUGCCUCAUCAAAAUCCCCUGCUGAAAGGGUCAUCGCUCACGCAAAUUAGUUUUCCUCUGUAAAGUAUGAACAAUAAAACCAAACGGGGAACAAGGUGUAACUCCACUCCCUCCAGCUUCUGUGGUCAGGCGCAGGCUCUGCUUUCUCCCUCCCAGGUGUUCUGCUAGAACACAGCAGAACUGCAGGUUGCGAGAUUAGUAUCUUGAUGGCUGUGAUACUUUCUUGGAAGACUGUUGUUCCAACUGUUGACCGGUUUUUGCUUGAUUAUUAGAGGCACUGCCAAAUGGUUACCAAGCUGACCUGCCUCUCAGGACUCAACAGUAUAUAUAUCGUUGUUUGACGAGUGCACACUCCUUUAUCAUGAAUUUUUUAUUACAUAAUGUCAUAUAAUAUUCUAAUAAUACAAUUAUUUUUUUCAUCCGGGCCCGUGGAUAUCUUUUGUCUUGUCCCCUGCGGUCUCAUCGCCCGUCUGCAGAAGGUUGGACAGGUGGUGUACUAUGCAUGUCGAAAGUAAACAGCUAAACCAGAGAAAGACAAGAAAACCACAAAUAAAUGCUGGGUUGAACAUGCAGAUUAAGUCAUUUAAGGUGAUAGAAGGAAAUGGUGAUUCCAGAAAUGAACUGUAAGAAACUGCUUAAAUUGUAUUGUUUACGUGAAAAUAAAUGAAUCUUCUUUA